AUGGUUGCCGAGCCGGUUCAAGUAACAGUUGAGGCGCUACAGAAACUAUACAGUCGAGUAAACCAGUUUGUAAAUGCACAACAAGAUAAACUUGUGAACUCUGAAUAUUAUAACCAAUUUUUCAACAUCGAGUCCUCUUCACCACCAGUGGUGCAAGUUCGACUGUUUGCAGCAGAGUCAAGUGCCAGCAACCUAUUCAGCCUGAUUUUCAACACAAUAGCUCAAAAUAAGGUGGGGUGUGCAACUGUGCUCGGACUAGGAUUAGGGAUUGGUUGUUAUUCAAUAUACAAGAAAUGGGAUCACAUACAUCAUCCAGAAAAAGCCAAAAGAAGAGUUCCCAAGCUAGCAAACGGUGCGAAACGCGAUGUUGCAUUAAUUGUUGGAUCUCCAACGGAACCCAUUACUAGACUCGUUGCAUUAGACUUUGAGAGACGGGGCUUCAUUGUAUAUUUAACGGCAUUGGACUCCUUGGAUCUAAAAUACUUGUCUGCAAAUCCGGUAGGUAAGAAUAUCAACUAUAUAGACUUUUCGCAGAGUUCAAUUGAGGAUAACUUGGCCCGGUUUAAGCAAAUACUAAAAACCCCAGUAGUUCCAUUCUUUGGAGCAGAACCUCAUUAUUUAUUUUUGAAAAGCGUGAUAUUCACCCCAUGUCUCUACUUUCCAGUUGGACCCAUUGAAAAUAUUGGAAUCAACACUUGGCACAAGUUAACUGAUAGAUUACUAACCUACUUGAAAUUGUUUUCCAGUGGAAUGAUCCAGCUAGUUCGUUCAAGUUCUUCAAAAGUGAUUUUGAUAAAUCCAAAUAACACAAGCUGCUUGAAUUUGCCCUAUCAUGCGCCUGAACUGAUUUUUCAACACGAAUUAAUGUCGCUUUUCACAGUAUUGGCAAGAGAGUUGAAGCAACACGGCGUUUACGUAACACAAGUAAAGCUUGGAAAUGUUUCUCUUACAAGUGAAGUACUAAACUCAAAUUCACGCAUUGAAAGUUUGGUCAAUUCUGAAGUAAGGGCAUGGACUUCUGAAAUGAGAGAAUUAUAUACCAAAGAUUUUACUAGAGCACAAUUUAAGAGCCAUAGAAUCAAGGCAAGCGGCAGCGGUAAGGGCGAGUCAAUAAAGAGUUUAUUUCAUUUGUUGUUUGAUUUGACUUACUCAAGUAGUCCUCCUUCAGUUUCCUACUGCGGUAAAGGAGCAAGAUGGUGUGACUAUAUAGCCAAAGUAUUCCCCAACUCAUGGAUAGAACUCUUCAUCAUAUAG
Molecule: messenger RNA, 1254 nt
Organism: Lodderomyces oxycetoniae
Lineage: Eukaryota; Fungi; Ascomycota; Pichiomycetes; Serinales; Debaryomycetaceae
Exons: 1
Coding region: 1-1254 (417 amino acids)
Source: RefSeq, a predicted model, not a curated record